Penicillium olsonii is the source of this 3588-nucleotide messenger RNA. Lineage: Eukaryota; Fungi; Ascomycota; Eurotiomycetes; Eurotiales; Aspergillaceae. The record is from the annotation of a GenBank genome assembly.
AUGUCAAAAACCAAUGAGAAGACAGAUAAUUACCCGACAUUGAGUCGGCCCUUCGAGUCCAUGAAAACAGAGUACGAUGUUAUAGUCAUUGGAUCUGGGUAUGGAGCUGGCGUAGCAGCUAGUCGAAUGGCUCGAGCUGGAAAAAGUGUGGCCGUGCUGGAGCUAGGUUGGGAAAGACGAUCUGGGUCAUUCCCACAUACAUUCACACAAUGCCUUGGAGAUAUGAACGUCUCAGGAAUCUCCGCUAAUAAUGGCUUCAUCACGAACUGGCUGUCACCACGAGACCCCACUCGACUAUUCCAGUUGACUCUUGGAAAUGGACAACAUGCCUUUUCUGCUCAUGCACUUGGAGGAUCCUCCUUGAUCAAUGCAGGUGUUUUCUUAAGAGCAGACAGACAGGCAUUAGAAAUGAGUCCCUGGCCAUCUGAGAUCAGAAAAGUGCCACAUGAACUUGAAGAAUACUAUUCUCGUGCGGAAACAAUGCUCCAACCUUCUGUAUACCCUGAAAACUUUCCGACACUGAGCAAGUCCGAACAUUUCAGAGAGCAGUCAAAGUCCAUGGGAAAGACAAACAAAUUCCGUCGAGCACCGCUCACCACAUUUUUUCACCGCAGUCGCAACAAUGCAGCUGUGCAAAUGGAGGCAAAUAGCCUGACCGGCCAUGAGUGCACCGGUCUGAACGAUGGCUCCAAAAACUCCGUCGCUACGACUUAUCUCGCAGAUGCAUGGAACUGGGGUGCCGAGAUAUUCUGUGGCUGUGAGGUUCAGUAUGUUGAGAAGGCUGAAGAGGGAGGGUACAUUGUUUACUUCUCCUGGCACGGAAAUGGGAGGGCAGUUUUCAGUGAGCAUUUCAAGGAGCAGCUGUUCUGGGUCAAAUCUUUUUGCUUCCUGGGAGCAGGCUCUUUGGGAACAACAGCCAUCUUGCUCCGGUCAAAGCGCCGCGGCUUAAAAAUGUCCCCGUUGGUUGGCCGAAAUCUAUCUGGAAAUGGGGAUCUGUUGAUAUUCGGAUACAACGAGAGAACCGACGUCAAUGGAAUCGCUCGGAAAUCUGCAGACCCUGCCCUCCGACCCGGGCCAACGAUUACUGCUGUGAUCGAUAAUCGGGAGACUGACUCCGCCAGUAGUCGCCUGUCUGGAUAUGUUUUCCAAGACGGGUGUAUCCCGGAAGCUUUUAAUCCAGUCAUCCAAUCCAUGCUUAUCUUGCAGACCAUAAAGAGUCAAGUCUUGUCAAUUCUCUGGGACACCAGAAACGAGAAAGGAAAGCUCAUUGCCGCGCUGAAGUCUCUCAUUCUAGGACCUUACGCUCUUGGAGGGGCUCUCCAGCGAACAUCAACAUAUCUAGUGAUGUCUCACGAUAGUAAUGAGAUGACAAUAACUCUCAAAAACGACCAGCCAUGUUUGUCAGCGCCAAAGGAAGGACGAUCUGAGCAUUUCAAAAGAAUAAAAGGGCUGUUCAACGACCUGUUCAAUCUCACGGGAACAAAAAUGGGGGUUUCAUACUUUUAUGGUCGCCACGAAGAGGAAGUCACUGUGCAUUUACUAGGAGGGGCUAACAUGAGCUGUGACGGUACAGGACAAGGCGGUGCUACAAAUCAUUUAGGAGAGGUCUUUACUGGCCAUGACAGCGAGGUACACGAUGGCCUUGUAUGCUGUGAUUCAUCCGUCAUCCCAACGGCACUGGGCGUGAAUCCUCUGGCGACAAUCACUGCUCUAUCGGAGCGAUCUGUGAGCUUAAUCGCAAAGAAAGCUGGGUUAUCGAUUGAUAUCGAGACCAAGAAUGACCCUCUGGACAUAAACAGUAGACCCAAAGUGUCGGGAGUCAAUCGUGAUCCUUCAAAGGGCUUCAAAAGACCAUCCAGCUCCAUAGGUUGGCAGUUCACCGAAGCUUUGUCUGGACACGUAUAUAUGGGUCCAGAUGUCAAAGAUCAUCAUCUCUCGGCAAAUAUGGGAAAAAGAUCAUCCUGCUCCAUGCAGAUGCUCCUGACAGUUGAGAUAUGUAAACAAAUUGGGAGUGGCUAUCAAGGUAUCUGCACAGGGACGGUCUCCUGUCAUGCCCUUUCCAAGUCUACACUCAAAGUCGGCCGGGGUACAUUAGAAUUCUUCACAACUGUGGAAGAAAGCGCAGAAGCGUUGGCGAUUGUAUAUCUUUUGGAGCUCAUCUCAGUGGAGGGCACGACAUACCAUGUCGAAGGACGCAAAUUCAUCAAUUCAGACAUGGCGUUCUCUAUAAGGAGAACAUGGCAAGCCACGACAACUGUCCAUGUGAGUAUCAGUCGACCAGAUGGAACACAUGUUGGGUCCGGAACAGUUCACAUCUCGCUGUCGGACUUUAAACGACAAGUCCAAACCUUCCGGAUCACACAGAACUUUCACUUUGGACUCAUUUUGGCCUUGAUCGCUUUUUUGCUCUCUUUUCUUUACUACAUCGCUGUCUAUUUCCUCCGACCUUUUGGACCUGUGCAAUAUCCUCGAGCCCCAGCUCAACACAAAAGAGAUGACAAGCAGUCGAGUUCAGCCUCAUACCAGAUACAAGCCUCUGACGGCGUCUGCGUACGCCUUGAUGUGUAUGAGCCGUCUUCGAGACCUGAAUCGGCCGAAAGCCAAGCGAAUCGUCCGCCAAUUUUGCUCUUGCCUGGCGUCACAGGCAUCGACGCGAGGUACAAUUUAUUCGCAUUGCCUUUCCUCCGCUGCAACGUGGUCCAGUACUUCACCGACCGUGGACAUCGCUGUUACGCAUUGACGCCUCGCUGGGGCUGCGAGGCCACAGUCGCCCAGAGAUCCACUGUCUUUGACUGCCGCCUGGAUGUCGCAGCAGCGUUGGAUACAAUCAAGGACAAGGAGCCACGGAAGCCCUAUGUGAUAGCCCAUUGCCAAGGAUCGGUAGCUCUGUGCAUGGGAAUUCUGGAUGGGACUAUCGACAGCAGUCAAAUUCUUGGAGUCACUGCCAAUUCCGUCUUCAUGAAUCAAGUCUUUGGGUACUGGAAUUCGCUCAAAGGAAGAACUACUUUGUUGAUCCAACUCUACGAGCUUCUGGCGGGUGAUUACUUUCCAAUCUCCAGUAGUCGCCUCAGUCCCAUUUUCCAAAGACUGCUCGAUUUUUUGUUGUGCAUUUAUCCUGUCGGACACCCCCGGGACGUUUGUACCUCGACGGCAUGCCGUCGGACCUCGUUCGUGUUCGGCCUACUAUGGAAUCACCAGAACUUAGACCUGAAGCUCCAUGAGAAUGUUCACCAAUUCUUUGCAGGAACUCACACACGACUCAUGAAGCAAGUUGUGAACAUGGGAACUAAGGGAAUCUGUUUGAGCAAUGAUGGACAUGGUCUUCUCACGAAGCAGAAUUUGGAGCGGCUUCAAGGCCUUCCUAUCCUUUUCAUCUCGGGCACAGAUAACCAAGUGUUUGACCCUGAGUCUACACUCAAGGACUAUGAGCUCUUACGACGGCGUUUCGGGGAGCAAUACUACCGUCGAUUUUUGGCCGAGGGAUAUGGACAUCUUGAUCCUAUUGUGGGUAAAGAGGCUGCCACGGAUGUCUAUUGGAGAAUGUUGGCGCAUUUGCGGUGGUGUGUUGGAAAUGAGGGAACUGAGUAA